This is a messenger RNA of Hirundo rustica (Barn swallow), 919 nucleotides long. It is a transcript of the gene C22H1orf50, whose product is annotated as chromosome 22 C1orf50 homolog. The coding region runs from base 36 to 593 and encodes 185 amino acids. The record is from RefSeq and is a predicted model, not a curated record. Lineage: Eukaryota; Metazoa; Chordata; Aves; Passeriformes; Hirundinidae. The transcript has 4 exons.
CCGCGCCGGGCGGAAGCGCGGGGGCGUGGCUGGCCAUGGCGGAGGGCGGCGCGGAGCCGGGGGACGACGGCCCCGGCCCCGGCCCCGGCCCCGGGCUGGCCCUGGUCGAGAGCAGCGCUGGCCGCGCCGGCCGCGUCACGGACCCCGGGGAUCUAGUGGCCCUGGCCCGGCAGGUGCAGCAGGCCGAUGACUUUGUCCGAGCAAAUGCCUGCAGCAAACUGACAGUCAUUGCUGAGCAGAUCCGGCACCUGCAGGAGCAGGCACGGAAGGCCUUGGAUGAAGCUAACAGGGAUGCUGAUCUGAACCACGUGGCCUGCAACCUUGUGAAGAAGCCAGGAAAUGUUUACUACAUGUACAGGCGGGAGAGUGGGCAGCGAUACUUCUCCAUCCUGUCUCCUAAGGAAUGGGGUACCACUCCCCAUGAAUUUCUUGGUGCCUAUAAGCUCCAGCAUGACAUGUCCUGGACUCCGUUUGAGGACAUAGAGAGACGAGAUGCUGAAAUAGCUGUCCUGGAGAAGCUGCUGAGCCGGCAGGCAGCACUGCCCCUGUGCACGGAGCCCAACUUCCAGGGCCUGACCACGUCACACAAGUGACCACACAGGACCCCCUGAGCAGAGUCCCUGAGUGAGGGGAUACAGUUCCUGUACGCUGCCAAAGGCAGGGCAGGGAAAGAGACCAAGGAACAAAAAUGCUGGCUGCUUUGUGCUUUAAGGAGACUAAUUCUGCAUUCAGUCUUACUGGAUUUUCUAGUAAUUUAAUAAUUUACUUCAUUGACCUGUGCCAAGCUGUAGCAAGAGGCAGGUGAUACCAGGAGGUGUGAGUUCCAAGAGUGCUUGGAGCGAAGAGCAGAAAUGCUUGGGGCAGAUGUGAUAAUGCUGUAAAAUAAUAUCUCCUCUCUGCUUGGCUCUGGUGUAUCUCA